AUUAAUCGCUUGUUCAGAUCAGGCCCAUGGCUACACCUAUAAAUGCCCAAAGUCCUCAAUUCAGCUACCCAUUCAAAAACCCAUAAACAAAAAACACAGACAUACUAUAUAACGGAGCACCAAAAAGAUAAAAAUUAAACAAAGGGUAUAAUUAAUCUACACGAACAAAUAAAGAAAAAGCAGAAUACCUAAUCAAACCCUAGGCUAAAAUUUAUUUUCAUUCGACUUUAGCAUCUGGUGAUUAUUAUUAGUAUUAUUUUUGUGUGUAUGUAUAUAUAUUUCAUGUGCGUCUAUGUGUAAAGGAACAUAGAAUGGAAAACGACUCAGCAGCAGUUGCUACAACGACGACGAAGAAGACAACGACGACAUGGAGUACAUGGGAGGAACUUUUGUUAGCCUUUGCUGUGAAAAGGCAUGGUCUUAAGAACUGGGAAUCUGUAGCUAUGGAACUCCAAUCCCGUAUCUCUUUACCCGUUUUAUUGACCGCUCAAAUUUGUAAGGAUAAAUACCAUGACCUCCGCCGCCGCUUCAUGAAUAGCUAUAACUAUAACAGUUAUGAUGAGAAGAUUAACGACAGUUUUGAUGAAGGAGUUGAGCUGGAUGUUGAUGGGAAUGGAGAUGUAACGAUUCCUUGGAUUGAGGAGCUGAGACAACUCCGUGUUGCUGAGCUUAAAAAAGAGGUUCAACGCUACGAUCUUUCGAUCCAGUCGUUGCAGUUGAAAGUGAAAACAAUGGAGGAAGAGAGGGAACGGAGUUUGAAGGAGAAGAGUUUAGACGAUGGAAAGAGACCAGAUCUGGAGGAUGUAAAGGAAGAGAGAUCGCAAAACGACAAAAACAGCGGUGCCGAUGUUAAACCGGAGGAUUCGACCGGAAAAGCGGUGUCGAGCGAGGAAUCAGACCGGGAAAACCGGUCCUUCAACGAGUCUAAUUCAACAGAGAACAGAGAAACCGGUGUUAAAAACGAAGCGGAACCGGUCGAGAUCGGUGAAGAUAAACCGGUUCAGGAAGUUAAACCGGUUAGUGAAGCGGAUUCAUAUAACGAUAGCAGUUCAGAUAGACAGGAGAAGAAAGUCCGUCGUGACUCUGGCGAUUUACGCGAUACAGUAAGCGAGUCGAAGGAGGAGACAAAGGAAAACAGUGACGUGCAGAGCACGGCGACUUUAACGAAGAGAAAACGGCAGUGCAGCGGCGGCGAUGGUGGUAGAAACGGCGGAGAUGCGGCGGAGAUGGCUUCUCCGGCCGUUGGAAUUAAAGGGGAGGUAACGGCGAAAUCAGAGCCGUUAAUUGAGUUUUUAGAUAUUAUCAGGUCGCAUAAGCGCGGCUCUAUGUUCAAACGCCGGCUAGACAGCCAGAAAGCGGACAAGUACAAGAGUAUAAUCCGACAACAUAUGGAUCUUGAAACGGUUCAAGCUCGGAUUGACGACGGAUCCUAUUGCUCUUGCCCCGCCAAAUUCUACUUGGACCUCCUACUCGUCUUCAACAAUGCUAUCGUCUACUUCCCCAAGUCUUCCUCAGAAUCAACUGCAGCUAAUGAACUCCGUAGCAUUGUAAUUGAAGAAUUAAAAAAGACCAGAGCCCAAUCAAAGGAUCAAUCACCCGGACCUAGACUCGCACCAUUAAAGAUCCAACUCAAGCCCGAAUUGGAGAUAUCCGAUUCUUUGCUUGCAAAACACAAAUCUACCGUUCCUAUUGUAGUUUGUCGCAAAAGGAGCUCCAUUUCAGCUAAAGCAGCAGGUUCUGGUAAUAACAAACCGGAAAAACACGGUGAUAGUAAACCUCCUUUGAAUCCAAAGCCACCGAUAAAGUCUUCUUCGAAUGAAGAAGAGAGUUCAAUCAAGCUUGGGAUGAAAGAAAAACCAGUGACUGGGGCAAGAAGUAUGAGGAGAAGCAGCAAAGGUCGUUCAAAUAACAAUGCUUCACCAUCCAACAACAACAACAACCAGAACACAAAUCCCAAGCAAACCAAUAGCGGUGGGGACAAAAAGGAAGACGCGAAACCAGAGAAGAAGAAAGAAGAAUCUAAAAAACGAGGAGCUGCAGCGGACUUCUUGAAGAGAAUAAAGAAGACUUCUCCUACGAAAGGAACAUUAAUUGAGGCACUAAAAAAUGAUCCUACGGAGGAUGUUGUUAGUGUUAAAGUUAGUAAUAAAAAAGAGCAGCAAAAGAAAAAAGUUGAUGAUCGGAGAGAAGUUCCAGUAAGGCGUAGUGGUGGAGGUGGUGGCAGCGCAAUCAAGGAGGAAGGUAGUCCGUCUAAAAGGAGCGUAGGUCGACCACCAAAGAGAGGUGGUAGAGAAGUAGUAGUGCAGGAAAAGCGUGGAAGGGAAAAUAGUGAAAAGGAUGAUUCCUCUAAACGGCCAAAGAAACGAUCAAGGAGGUAAAAUUAUGAUGAAUCAGGUUAAAAUUAGUGAUGUUAAUUAGUUUAGAUCUCAUUUUGCACUGUACAUUUCACAUUUUGUAUUUUUAGUGUCAGGUUUUAAUUUUUGGAUUUUAUAUUUUAGGAUUAGUUUACAUCUUUUGCUUCUGUAACUUGUUAUUGGUGAUUGUACCUUUUCCUUGUUACAGUUUUUCUCAAUUAGUUUUAUGCUAAUUGUCCCAUGCCA
This is a messenger RNA of Capsicum annuum, 2600 nucleotides long. Its product is annotated as DEK domain-containing chromatin-associated protein 3. Lineage: Eukaryota; Viridiplantae; Streptophyta; Magnoliopsida; Solanales; Solanaceae. Bases 312 to 2378 code for a protein of 688 amino acids. Gene Ontology annotation, molecular function: protein binding. The record is from RefSeq and is a predicted model, not a curated record. The transcript is spliced from 3 exons.